Molecule: messenger RNA, 1146 nt
Organism: Psammomys obesus (fat sand rat)
Lineage: Eukaryota; Metazoa; Chordata; Mammalia; Rodentia; Muridae
Product: collagen alpha-2(I) chain-like
Exons: 1
Coding region: 1-1146 (381 amino acids)
Source: RefSeq, a predicted model, not a curated record
AUGUAUGAGGAACAGCUGUUUGCACCAGCCCCUUCCCGCCGCCGCCUUAGCCGGGGCCCUUCCCUCGCCGGCGGAGGCCUCGGGGAAGUUGCGCGCCUACUUUCUUCCACCUGGAAGUUCGCUCCCCUCUUCCCGGACGGCUCGCACCGCGGUGGCUGCGGGGAGCCCCGGAGUGCCCGGGUUCCUGCCCGUCCACCCGCUCACCGCCCAGUCUUGGCCGGUCGGCGUCCCUUCGCCGGGCAAGGCUUCCCGCCUGCAGGUCUGGCCUUCGCGCCCUCGGGCCUGGCUGCCCGCUGGGUCUCCGUGGACGCUGGGGGGGGGGGCGGCGGCCGGGAGCCCCGGGCCUCGGCGGGGUGGGUCUGGGGUCAGCUCGGGGUGACCGGGCUGGGGGGGGUCGGGCUUUGUUUCCCUCUCGGGCCACGCUGCACACUUCCUCCCCGCCCCCAGCGAGCCUCCGCUGAGCCUCCGCUGGGCCGCCGCGCUCCGGCUCCGCAGGAAGCGGAGGGGACCGAGGGGCUCCCGGGGUCUUCCUGGAGCCGGAGGGCGCGGGGCGCGCCGAGCAGGGGAGGUGGCCGGGGACGGCUCGGGGCCAGGACCCGCGCUCAGACGGCCGCACGUGGCGCUUCGGACGCGGCCUGGAAGAGGGGACAACCGUGGGGAUGGACAGAUGGAUCCCACGUGGGACCCCUUCAGGCCUGGGCCUUGAAGGCCGCGUCAGUCGGUCGUGCGCACACCCCCGAUGGCCCCUGCAGGUACCCUGUCCCCCCUCACGCCUCGCAGGGUGCCACGCAGGGCGACGGGGCCGUGUCCCCGGCGCCGCCUGGCGCCCCCAGCCAGACCACAGUCCCGCCUGCCCGGCCCGGGGCCUUCCCCAUCCUCAGGACCCCAGGGUCUCCUCCCUGGCGCCCCGAAAGGCUCACCUCUCGGCCGCCGGCCGCUCUGGUCCUUCCAGAACCGCCGGCCCUGACCACUCGCGGGGUCCAGCCUUGUGCGUCGCGACCUCCCAAAGGCCCGGCUUCCUCGCAGGCUCCCUCUGCGGACUCGCGGUCGAGACGCGCUUGGCCGUUAUUUCCCAAGCUUCAACCCAUUUUGCCUAAUCCCUUAUGUUUUAUUUUAAUCCUACACGUUACAGUUAAUCUGCAAUGA